AUGGGCGAGUACUCGAAAGCGCUUUCAUCGUACGAAAGAUCACUUGAAAUCUUCAAAAUAGCUCUCCCUCCAAAUCAUCCCGACUUUGCUCAACCCUACAACAACAUCGGUAUGGUGUAUGAUAAGAUGGGCGAGUACUCAAAAGCACUUUCAUCGUACGAAAGAUCACUUGAAAUCCAAAAAAUAGCUCUUCCUUCGAAUCAUCCCAACUGGGCUGGUCCCUACAACAACAUCGGUAUGGUGUAUGAUAAGAUGGGCGAGUACUCGAAAGCACUUUCAUCGCUAGAAAUAUCACUUGAAAACCUUAAAAUAGCUCUUCCUCCGAAUCAUCCCUUAUUGGCUACUUCCUACAACAACAUCGGUUUAGUUUAUUAUCACAUGGGCGAAUAUUCAAAAGCAGUUUCAUCGUACGAAAGAUCACUUGAAAUCCGAAAAAUAGCUCUUCCUCCGAAUCAUCCCGACUUUGCUCAAUUCUACAACAACAUCGCUGUGGUGUAUGAUAACAUGGGCAAGUACUCGAAAGCACUUUCAUCGCUAGAAAGAUCACUUGAAAUCCAAAAAAUGGCUCUUCCUUCGAAUCAUCCCGACUUGGCUGCUUCUUACAACAACAUCGCUUCAGUGUGUGAUAAGAUGGGCGAGUACUCGAAAGCACUUUCAUCGUACGAAAGAUCACUUGAAAUCCAAAAAAUAGCUCUUCCUCCGAAUCAUCCCAACUGGGCUAGUUCCUACAACAACAUCGCUUCUGUGUAUUCUCACAUGGGCGAGUACUCGAAAGCACUUUCAUCCUAUGAAAAAUCACUUGAAAUCCUCAAAAUAGCUCUCCCUCCGAAUCAUCCCUUAUUGGCUACUUCCUACAACAACAUCGGCUUGGUUUAUUAUCACAUGGGCGAGUACUCGAAAGCACUUUCAUUGUACGAAAGAUCACUUGAAAUCCGAAAAAUAGCUCUUCCUCCGAAUCAUCCAGGCUUAGCUACUUCCUGCAACAGCAUCGGUAUGGUGUAUUAUCACAUGGGCGAGUACUCAAAAGCACUUUCAUGGUUAGAAAGAUCACUUGAGAUUUUGAGAAAGUCAGUGUCUUCUACUCAUCCUGAUUUGGUACUUGUGAAAAUAAUCAUUGAAAAUUUAAGAAACAGAUUUUAG
Messenger RNA from Rotaria sordida, 1140 nucleotides. The record is from the annotation of a GenBank genome assembly. NCBI's taxonomy places the organism in Eukaryota, Metazoa, Rotifera, Eurotatoria, Philodinida, Philodinidae.